Messenger RNA from Anoplopoma fimbria (sablefish), 1215 nucleotides. RefSeq lists its product as uncharacterized. The record is from RefSeq and is a predicted model, not a curated record. Lineage: Eukaryota; Metazoa; Chordata; Actinopteri; Perciformes; Anoplopomatidae. The transcript has 7 exons. Bases 1 to 1215 code for a protein of 404 amino acids.
AUGUUGCACUGUAUCGAGAAGCCGUCCAGUCGUCACAAGACGGCACCUUGGUUGCUGCUGGCCAGGCAGUUGAUGGCAACAGAGACCAGAGAUUCGAUCAGGGAUCCUGUACCAGAACAGAAGAACAGUCUGAUCCCUGGUGGAGGGUGUGGAGUCAUUACUGACAUCCCAGCUGGACUCACGUUCCACUUUUCAUUCAGCGCUAUAGAGGGACGCUACGUCACUGUGCGUCUCCCAGGAAGCCAGAGGAUUCUAAGUCUCUGCGAAGUUGAGGUGUUCCCUGUGGACCAUGCACAUCCUAGAUCCAACGUGGCACUGAAAGGAGCUGCCGCCCAGUCAUCGACGCUCCCAUCCGGCGAAGCCUCCAAGGCCAUCGAUGGGAGACGGAACUCGUUCUACAGCAACGGGUUCUGUAGCCACACUGCCGAGGACGAGACCAAUCCCUGGUGGAGGGUGGACCUGGGACGAACUUAUGUUGUCACAUCUAUCAAAGUCACUAACAGAGGGGACUGCUGCGCUGAGAGACUGGAUGGGGCCGAGAUCCGAAUCGGGAACUCACUGGAGAACAACGGAAACAACAACCCCAGGUGUGCCUCCAUCUCCCACAUCAAAGCAGGUAAAACCAACACAUACCGCUGUGACGGAGGCAGCAUGGACGGUCGCUUUGUGAAUGUGAUUAUCCCCGGAGAGGGAAAGACUCUCACCCUGUGCGAAGUGGAGGUGUAUGGUGCCCCAGCAGAAGAUACCAUUGCCCCUACCGAUCCUCCCGUUGUGAGCGUGAUGCUGAAUGGCAGGUCUGUGACGGUGGUGGGAGAGAGGCUUUGCUGGUCCGACGCUCUGUUCUUCUGCAGGAGUAACCAUUGGGACCUGCUUAGCCUUCGCAGCCAGGAGGAGCAGAGCGAGGUGGAGCUGCUGCUGAACAGCACAUCUUUCCCCCUCACAGACUACGUCUGGCUGGGGUUGCGCAGAUACAUAAUGGCGGACACGUGGUUCUGGAUGUCUGGCGAUGCCAUGAAAUUCACCAAAUGGCCACAAGAUAUAGCCCCUCACCUUUUCCACAACCCCUGUGGCGGCAUGGCCAUAGAAGAGCCCUUCCAGUGGGAGGACCAGCAUUGUGACCAGCUCCUCAACUUCAUCUGCCAAUCAGGUGCCGAGUUUGGAUCACAAAAGGUGUAUUACGAGACCACCGCCACCAGCAAAGCCAACAGUCCUUAG